Molecule: messenger RNA, 4655 nt
Organism: Styela clava
Lineage: Eukaryota; Metazoa; Chordata; Ascidiacea; Stolidobranchia; Styelidae
Source: RefSeq, a predicted model, not a curated record
GAAAACAAACAGCAAAUGAUUAUCCAGUUCUUUCGAAAGAAACGCUGCGAAACCAAGUUAGUGGUAUUGACAGGACAAAUGAAGAGACUGCUACUUCAACUUCACAAUUGCCUCGAAACGACCUUGCAGCAAUGUUGAUAUGGAUCACGCAGAAACAAGCAAAAAACGAAAGGGAGACUUUAUUAGGCAGUAUGAUAAGAAGUAUUUGGAGCUAGGUUUCACUAUUGCUCCCAACAGCAAAAAAGUGGCGCUUCUCAUGUGCCUAGUAUGCGCCUAAAUUUUUGUGGAAGUCAACGCUUUACUUCGCCUUGUAGAAACUUAAUUAGAACCGCGUUUAACGCGUAUAAUAUCAAAAAGACAGCAGCAAGUUUCUCAUUAAAUUGAAUUGUCCUUUUUAACACCGCCUACUUUUGUCACAAUUGCAUUCUUUUGAUUAUGUUUUGUGUUCAUGACAUUUUUGGUUAAUUUUGAAGUUCCGCCGGUCCGCAAAAUUUGUUUUGAAAUUUUAUCGGUCCUCGAACUAAAAAUAAGUUGAGAACCACUGUGCUAGACUGGUCAUUUGAUGCGACAGAGGCAACUGCGACAGAGGGAAAAGCAACAACGAAUAAAAUAUUGCAGAAACACAAAACGGAUGUAAAACAGUCCAAUUUACAGAAAUCUACAAAUAUGCAGACCAUGACUUGUACGAUGUUAUCGAAUUUGCAGUAGCCGACUAGACCGUCGGCUUCAAUAAAUUCUAUAUCAAUCAAUCCACAAACUGUUUCAUUAUGUAUAGCAAUAAAUUUGACCCUGCAUUUAGUCUAUUAGGUUAUAUGCGAUAAUCGGUCAAAAUACAUUCAGGUCAGACAAUGUUUAAUCUCGUGCGGUGACAGGUAAUUGUCGCGACACAGUAAACAGUGAGGUGUGCUCGUAAAGCUGGCUGUACAAAGUUGCUAUUUUGCAUCACGCGAAGUGAAGAAAAUAUUAGAAUGGAAAGAAAGGAAACUGAAGCUAGAACAUCAGUCGUACGUAAUCAUUUCUUAGGAUAUUUACUUGGAGUGUUUUUGAGAUAUUCAUCAUACAGUGCAAUAUUGAAUCUACAGUCGAGUAUUAAUAUAGAAGAUGGAUUAGGCACGAUUUCUUUGUCUACGUCAUACAUAUCCUGCAAUAUAUUUCUUGUAUUUUUCACCACAAUACUUUUGAGAAAAUUUGGAGCGAAGAAAUGUUUGAUAGCAAGUGAAGUUACCUACAUAAUUUACAUUCUUGCUAAUCUCUAUCCCGAAUUUUACACCCUGAUACCAGCAGCGAUUCUAGUUGGAGCUGGCGAAGCAACGAUAUGGUCAUCAAUGACUUUGAUCAAUUUCUAUUUUGCCACAAAAUAUGCGACUCUGAAAAAACACAAAAAUAAAGAAAACGAUUACUUUGUCAAUCUUUACUCGGGAUAUUUUUUCACCUGUAUUCAGUUUUGCCAGAUAUUUGGCAACCUCAUCGUGUAUGCAGUGCUCUACGCAUUCGUUGAUUCUGAGUCAAACGACACACAAAACACUGAAAAUUUCACAACUACUCAAUCGUACUCGGAUUCUGACAAAAUGAUGUUCUGUGGAUCUAAUGAUUGCCAGGAUAGCACGGCGGUCGAUGAGUCUUUGAAUCAAUACAUUCCAACGAAUAACGUUUCUUUGAUUAUACUCAUAUCCAUUUUAACAUUUAUGUGCUUCACAUCUAUGAUUUGCCACUGGUAUUUUAUAUCUGAAGAUGUUACUGUUGUAGUUAUAAGCGAAGUUAUAGAUAAAGCUAAAUCCGAAACUAGUGAAAAUUAUGUAAAUUUGGCCUUCGAAGUACAGGCGGACGAAAUACUCAACGACUCAAGUCAACGAAAGAAAGAUGAUGUGGAUAUUGGUGAUAAUAAAAAAUGUACCAGUGUCACCAAAUCAAACUCGAAUUCUAGUUUUAAAAGUAUAAACAAGGAAGAAAUAUUCUCAGAGGUCUUCUAUGAUAAGAUUCAUUCAUCGGAAAAUCUAAAUCCGGCACGCUAUGAAGCAGACGAAACAUUUGGAGGAGGUUAUUUGAAGUCUUUGAAGGAGUUGGGAAAACACACGGUAAAAACCACGCAGUUGUUAUUGAUACCCAUAACAUUGUACUUGGGUCUGUUGGAGGCAUUCGUUUUCUCAGAGCUAACGAGGGCAUUUUCUUCGUGCGUUGUUGGUGUAGAAAUGGUAGGAAUACAUAUGGCAACUUAUGGGUUUUCUGAUGCCGUUUUAUCUUACGUUGUUGGGAAAGUCGGGAAAAAAAUUGGACGAAUUCCAUUUUUUGUUUUUUCAAUGGUUGUUGACUUUGGAAGUUAUGCAUAUUGUCUUUGGUGGGACCCAAAUCUCGAAUCAGCAUGGUCAAUCUUCAUAAUAUAUUUUGCUUUCGGAGUAACGGAUGGAAUAUGGCAAACAUUGACAAAUGUACUGUACCUUGAAUAUUUCGAAGGAAGUCACGAUGUUGCAGUCACAAGCUGGGUUUUAUGGUCAACCUUGGGCUAUGCUUUACAAUUUGGGUGGAGUACGAAGCUCUGUGUAAACGUAAAGAUUUAUAUCCAGGUUGGAACGCUCAUCGUAGGAAUGAUUUGCUACGGUGUAGCUGAAUAUUUACAUCGAAAUGAGAAAUUGACUGAGGUUGCUGAAGAGGAAACUCGAUUGUAAUAAUGUAUCGCAAAUGUAUAAUUACUACAUAUAUAUUUAUAAUUAAUUGUGAUAUUUUUAAUGCAUUCAACAUUUUAUGUACUAUGAUAUUUCGUUUUUUCUUGAAACUUUCUAUUUCUCGAUUAACAAAAUUUCUCUCUCUCUAUAUAUAUAUGUCCGUGGCUUCUGCUGUAUCACACGCUCGAUAAAAUUUCGACAAAAGGAGUAAAUUGUAUUUUUUCGACAUAAGGAGAACAAGAGAACAAUGCUGAAAUACAUGACCACCAAAUGUUGCGCGUCGGUAGCGGUACGGUAAGGCCUAUAGCUGAGCAAUGAGUUUGACCAAAAGACAAUCGUGACAGAACAAAGUGUUCUUAUAUUAGAAAAGCGCUCCCAAGAUUAGAAAUAAAACAUUGAAAUCGAGAAACGACAAAUUAUCGGGUCUCUUAGGAAAAAUGUAAUGUAAAAAAAUAAUAAGUAAUAGACUUUGAAUUGUUUAAUCCAUCUUUAAGUAACAAAAAUUCAAAAUUGCGCGAAUUUACAACCUACAAGACAAACCUCAACAAUUUAACAAAACAAGACAUGUCUCCACUUCAUGUCCAACGAGUACCAAUAUCAGGAUGUAUCGCAUUGUAGGAGUUCUGUUAUCAAGCUAUUGGUGAAUAACAGUCACAAUCCACGGUUUAGAUUUUCUAACUAUUAGUUUUUUACACAUCCUGUCAAUAUACGACGACAGGGUCGCUAGAUUGUUACUUGGGGUUGAAAUGAAUUGAAAGAUGACGUCUCUUCACAAAGAGCGAACCUAAAUGUUAAAUUUUAAAGCACGCCGUUCCAUUUGACACUACCGAGCUCUUUCUUAAAUUAACAGUAUUGUUUCAUGAAAAAUAUUCAAUUAUAUUUACAUUUCGUUUAUGUUUUAUUGAUUUGUCAUAGACGACACAGUUUUCAUCAUAACACUAUUUCGAACACUCUUGCUAAAGAUUUUUACAUUUUCUGAGUAAAAUUUUGAGAUCGUUUAAAGCUAAUCGUUUUUUCUGAACGUCAUCGAAAUACAGAAAAGUUCCCUUUCUUGAACUCUAAAUGCGACGGCUUGAAUUCAAUGAAUUAAAUCAUAAUUUUUUUUAUAGUAAAUAGUACAAUGCAGAGAUUAGGACUCGAACAUACCGCAAAAAACUAAACAUCCACAAUGAAAAUUUUAGGAUGGGUUUCUGUAGCCUAAUAAUCAGACACUUCAGAAUUCUAACUUAAAAAUUGUAAAGAUACAUAAAGCGACAGAUACUCUUUAUUUGUUAUGAGAGUUUUGAAAAUUAAGUUUCACGUAAACUUAUUUCUAAACUAUGCGCUCUGAUCAAGCUCAAAACUUUGUAGAAAUCAUAACUGUACGUUCCUUAUCGAUCAAACAAUUGGGCAAUAUCGAUAUUCUUACCCUAAUACAUUCAAAAAUAUUUGAACUUUCUGACGCAAAGCUUCAAUAGAGUUCUUGUUUCAAUCCCGGUGCAUUUUACAGAUAUAAAAUUUUAACAUUAGUUUCUCAAAGACAUAUUAUUUAUAUUGUUUAACUUAGUAAGCUUCGCCCGAUUUUUUUUAUGUAAUUGCGAGCGUCACGCGCGCAAUUAUGAUUUUUGGAAUCUGCAAAAUUAUUGCUGCACCAUACGUUGCCAUUCACCAGUGACAAAGCAUAGGUAAUCAUUAACUAAAGUUCUAUUUGUAUGACCGAAUUAUGUCUACGUUUAUUUGAUUUGGUGGAAUUGAGAUUACUUUAGGUUUAAAGUUUAUUACAUUAGCGAAAAUACUUUGGGUUUAGACUAUUUAAAGGCGUUAUUGGACACGAAAUGAACAUACGGAUGGUUUUGGCAUUAUGUUGUUGUUGUUGUUUUUUGAUUAAAAUCAUGUUCUUUUUGUUAUGAAAAAAAUUUGCUUUUCUCUUAAAUAAAUGAACCUAUUGCUUUGACAUUUUCAAUGGUUAAAGAUUAAUGUUGUCUCUAGAAGGUUAAAACCUAUAAUUUGAUUCAA